Ciona intestinalis (vase tunicate) is the source of this 2509-nucleotide messenger RNA. RefSeq names its product putative ATP-dependent RNA helicase DDX27. The record is from RefSeq and is a predicted model, not a curated record. Gene Ontology annotation, molecular function: ATP binding; RNA helicase activity; nucleic acid binding. Gene Ontology annotation, cellular component: cytosol. Lineage: Eukaryota; Metazoa; Chordata; Ascidiacea; Phlebobranchia; Cionidae.
AGGGAGUUUCCCUUGGUAAAUUUUCCAGAGCACAUUGCAUAAAUUUGUUACAUACCAUUGGACACGGUAAGGAUACCGAAGGUUUACUGUGUUAUUCAAAAUGGAUUUAAUACAGACUAUUGAAGAAGGUACUGAAGUAACUCUUGUGUCAGAAGAUAGUGAAAGUGACGAAGAGUUAACAUUGGUGAGUAAAAAGCAACGAACAGAGAAGAAAUUAGAAAGCAAAGGUUUUAAUCCAUCAUUUCAAUUCGAAGAUGAUGGAUUUUAUGAAUCAAAAUGGACGCUUGAAUCUGCGUUACACGAUGCUAUUAAGAAAAAGAAAAUGCAUUCAACGUUGGAUCAAAAGAUUGAUGAAGUUCGAAGGAAUCGAAUAACGGUUAUUCAGCAAAUUCCUAGCAAUCCACAAGAUGAGGAGGAUGUUGUUUCUGAUGAUGAUGAGGAGUUGGAUCUUGAAGAUGUUUCUGAGGCUGUUUCAGAUAAACUAAAAUUUAUUGAGAAGAAAAGAAAAAAGAAACGAAAAGUUGAUUCUGAAGAAAAAAUUGUUCAGAUACCUUUGGCUGAAAUCAAAGAUGGCUCUGGUGUCGAUAAGAAUGUAUCUUGGGAUCCAAAUUUAGGGUUUCAGCAAAUGAAUAUUUCAAGGCCGCUGUUGAAAGCUAUAAGUGAAAUCAACUAUGUUACUCCAACCCCUAUACAACAAGCUGCCAUUCCUAUUGGUUUGCUUGGUAGAGAUAUUUGUGCUUGUGCUGCUACAGGGACAGGUAAAACUGCUGCAUUUAUGCUGCCAGUCCUUGAGAGACUACUUUACCGAACCCAAUCAACUCCUAUCACCCGAGUUCUGUGUUUGGUGCCCACCCGAGAACUGGCAGUGCAAGUUUAUAGUGUAACUCAUCAUCUUGCUCAACAUAGUAACUUAAGAAUAUGCCUCGCAGCAGGUGGGCUUGAUAUGAAAAGUCAGGAAGCUGCACUGAGACAAGGUCCGGACAUCGUGAUUGCCACCCCUGGUAGAUUGAUUGAUCAUUUACACAACACGCCUUCUUUUGACUUGCAGAUGGUUGAAAUUCUAAUUCUUGAUGAGGCUGACAGAAUGUUGGAUGAAUUUUUUGAGGACCAAAUGAAUGAAAUAAUAAAGCUGUGUUCGCACCACAGACAAACAAUGUUGUUUUCAGCAACAAUGUCCGAACAGGUGCAAGAACUUGCUGCUGUUUCAUUAAAGAAUCCUGUGAAAAUUUUUGUGAACAGCAACACAGAUGUUGCUCCGUUUUUGAGACAAGAAUUUAUCCGAAUUCGAGAAACCAGAGAGGGAGACAGAGAGGCAAUAGUUGCAGCUUUAUGCAGUCGAUCAUUCAUAUCCAACGUGCUGGUUUUUACUCAAACUAAGAAACAAGCUCAUCGAAUGCAUAUUGUACUAGGGUUGUUGGGAUUAAAGGCUGGUGAACUUCAUGGGAAUUUAUCCCAAGGUCAGAGGUUGGAAAGUUUGAAAAGGUUUAAAAACGGAGAUAUAGAUAUCCUGGUGUGUACUGAUCUUGCAGCUCGUGGAUUGGAUAUUGAAAAUGUUAAAACUGUUAUUAACUUGACAAUGCCCAACACGCAACAGCACUACGUUCAUAGAGUUGGUAGAACAGCAAGGGCUGGUAAAAGUGGAAGAUCUGUAUCGCUUGUUGGGGAGACCGAGAGAAAACUGUUGAAAGAAAUUGUAAAAUUUGCAAAGAACCCGGUGAAAAGCAGAGUGGUUCCUCCUGAUGUGAUUUCCAAGUUUCGUGACAAACUGAAUGAGAUUGAAUCCGAAGUUGGUGAUGUCAUGAAAAUGGAGGCACAAGAAAAACAAGUCAUCGCAUCAGAAAAUCAAGUAAAGAAGGCAGAAAAGAUUAUAAAAGGAGAAGCUCCUGAAAAAAGAGCAUGGUUUCAAAAUAAAAUGCAACGGGAAUUCGCUAAAGCUGAGAGAAUGCUCGGAACACAUUCAGAGUCUAAAAAACGUGGAAAAAAGAUGAAAAAUAAAAGUGGUUCAACGUCAACAAACAAUCCUGAAGAUCGUGUGAAGAGAGAACUUGAAAAAACACAAGCUUUCCAACAUCGAGAACAAAAACGUGGCAGAAAACAAAAAAGGGCGAGAUCUUGUGCUGAACCUGUGCCAGUUAAAACAAUAAAGAUACAACCAAAAAAGAAAAAAAGUUCAUUCGACAAGGAGUUAACUAGAACUGGCAAAAAAUCCUUGGGGAAACACAGAGACAUAAAAAGAAGAAAGAAUAAGAAAAGAUAAGGAUGCUUAAAUUUCUGUUUAGGUGAAAAUAAAAUCAGAAUCAUCAAACUGAUUGCCAGCUUUUAUUAUAAAACAAUUCGAGUCUAAACCAGUCGUCUGAUGCACUAGUGUGUGUUGAAGUUGUGGAUGAGUUGUAUACUUGUUGUCAUCAACACGUACAGGGCAGCAUGUAUCUUCUGAUGUUUGCUACUUGUUCAUUCUAUUCCUUGCUGUCUAUCUCUUACAGUUGCUUUAAACCUCUCCUCCAGUAAA